AUGUCGGCCACGCACAGACAGACCCAGUGUGUCUGCAGCGCCCUGCCAGAGCCGCAGACGGGCAGUUGGGCCUGGGAGGCUGGGGACGCCUGGACCCUGGGCACGGCCUCCGGAGAGCCAGGGGCUGCCACUCAGAAGACACGAGCCCACAGGAGGAAGGACCAGGGCGGUGUCUCAGGACAGGAGGGCCCUCUGGUCGAGGAUCUCAGGAAACUUCACGUGACAUCGCAUGGCCGGACCCGGCGCCUCACCCACACCGUUGCCGCGCUGGGGAGAGGCGGUCUGCGGGAACGGCGCCGGCUGCUGGGGCUGCUCCUGCGCUUUCUCCGCCGAAAGCUGCACUCAAAGCAAGACCAGCGACAGGGAGAGUUCGUGCAUGUGUCGGGGACCCCCAUCCGCCCCGCCUGCCCCGUGGCUCCUGUGACUGUGGGGAAGCGGGUGCCCCACGCAGGGCCCGGGGGUGAUGCUCCUCGCGCCCGUGCCAUUACCCGGCUGCGUGUGCCUGCCGUGGGCUUCGGCCCUCGCCGCCUCCCGGCUUCUCUGGGGCACUUGCGGCACCUCCCCUCAACCCUGGUGGCCCGGAGCGCCUGGAGGCCCCGGAAGCUGGCGCGCAGGUCUUCACCCGCAAUGGAUUUGUGGGGCAGGAGCUGGAGACGGGUUGUCCCGGAAGCAGGGGGCAAGCGGCCCUCGCCCCCCAACCGGUCCCGAGUGAAUGGCUGGUCGAGGCCCCUGCACUCCUUCCAGGCGGUGGCCUGGGUCACGGUCCUCAUCAUGGCCGUCGCCAGCUUUGGCAUCUUCAUCCCCUUCCUGCCGCGGGACUGGAAGGACGUCGCCUACGGUGCGACCGGCGGGCUCUUCUUUCUGCACCUCUCCGUCCACCUGCUCGCAGUUUCCAUCGACCCGGCCGAGCCCAACGUCCGGCGCAAGAAGAACUACUCGGAGCCUGUGCCGACCUUCGACCGGUCCAAACACGCACAUGUGAUCCAGGACCAGUACUGCCACCUGUGUGAGGUCACCGUGAGCCCGAAGGCCAAGCACUGCAGCGCGUGCAACAAGUGUGUCUCGGGCUUCGACCACCACUGCAAGUGGCUCAACAACUGUGUCGGGGGCAGGAACUACUGGUACUUCUUCCUCUCCGUGGCCUCCGCCUUGGCCGGGCUGCUCUGCCUCACGGCCGUCCUGCUCUACGUCUCCAUCCAGUUCUUCAUCGACCCCGCGGAGCUCCGCACGCACCCCUGCUACAAAAAGGUCUCCAACAAGAACACCUGGCUGCUGUUCCUCCCCCUUUUCCCUGUAAAGGUGAAGACUCCCGUGGUCCUGGGCAUCGGGGUGUUGGUGCUGCUGUUGGACAUCAUCGGCCUCCUGCUGCUGGGGCACCUGCUUGUCUUCCAUCUGUAUCUAAUGGCCAAGAAGCUGAGCACGUUUGACUACAUGACACAGGGCCGCCAGCAACAGACUCCAAGAGCUGCAGCAGAGAAGGAAGAGCUGUCCGUCCAGACGAGACUCCCACAGUGCGCAGACAGCGGCCCGAGCCCAUCCGCACAGAGCCCACCAGAGUCACGUCCAAGGAGCGCCUGCUGUCGGACGCGCGCUCUCAUCAGCUGUCCAGUACCGUGUUCCCAGAGAACGUGGGGCCGACGGGAGACAUGAUCGAAACGUGGGCGUGACCGGAACAGAAGCAUCAGGUGUGCUUGGGUGAUGUGUGUGGACAUCUGCAACCGGCACGGCAGCCAGCGCCUGGCGGACUUGUGGCCUGUCCCCCGGGAUCCCGGCGGUCCACUCACUCCCACAGCGAGGGCUCCCCUGCUCCUUUCCCAUGUCAACAUACACAGCCCGCUCUGUUCGUUAGCAGCCGGGACUCAGAGUUCCAUGUGGGAGAUGCCGGAGGCCGGUCUUCAGUGGGGACUGGGUGUGACUGGCCACGUCUCAGCUUAAACCAUGGCCAACACAAUGGGGCACGACCCCUC
This is a messenger RNA of Neogale vison (American mink), 1967 nucleotides long. RefSeq names its product palmitoyltransferase ZDHHC11-like. Gene Ontology annotation, biological process: protein targeting to membrane; peptidyl-L-cysteine S-palmitoylation. The coding region runs from base 1 to 1650 and encodes 549 amino acids. NCBI's taxonomy places the organism in Eukaryota, Metazoa, Chordata, Mammalia, Carnivora, Mustelidae. Gene Ontology annotation, cellular component: endoplasmic reticulum; Golgi apparatus. Gene Ontology annotation, molecular function: protein-cysteine S-palmitoyltransferase activity. The record is from RefSeq and is a predicted model, not a curated record. The transcript has 14 exons.